Molecule: messenger RNA, 1023 nt
Organism: Paramecium sonneborni
Lineage: Eukaryota; Ciliophora; Oligohymenophorea; Peniculida; Parameciidae
Source: the annotation of a GenBank genome assembly
AUUAGAAAAUGGAAUUAAUUAUUCUUAAAACAUAAUAAUGUGCUAAGGUGAUUGAAAAUAAAUGGACUAGAACUGCUCCAAUCAUUUAUAUCUUAAUAGGAACAUUUCUCAUUUCAAUAAACUCCUUACUUGGUAAAACAGUUGGAAUGAAUGCAAAUUAAAUUGUAUAUUCUAGAGGAAUUAUAAUGUUUUUAUUGGGUUCAGUGAUAGCAAAUAGUUCAAAAGUAAAUCUUUAUGGAUUUUCAAGAGAUGUUUAUUCGAAAUUAUUUUAACGAAGUAUUAUUGGAUGUAUUGCAACACUUUUAUUUUACACAGGUCUUAAAUAUGUGAAUAUUGCUGAAGCUUAAGUACUUUUAUAAACAUCACCAUUUUGGACAACUUUGAUAGCUAUACUUUAUCUAAAAACUGAGGUAUUUUCUUAUAAAUUAUUUGCUAAUUUGUUAUUGUGUUUUUUGGGAAUAAUAUUUAUAACUCAGCCUCCUUUUUUAAAAUUAAUUCUUGGUUAAAAAAUAAGUACAAUAAACAAUUCCGAAACACAAUUUUUUGGAUGCAUUCUAUUAUUAAUUUCUGCAUUUUUCUUUUCAUUAGUAUAGAUAUUGAUCAAUAAUUUAUCCAAUAAAGUAAACAUUUAAAUUUAUAUAAUUUUAGGUAAAUCAAUUAGUAAUACCAUAAUAUUUUGGAGUAACUUCUUUAGUAAUUUCCUCAAUAGUUUGUAUAAUAGAACCUAAUUUUAUUUGGAGGAAUCCAUCUCCAUUUGAAGCUAUUUUACUAUUAUCAGUUGGUUUAGUAUCUUAUCUUUAAUAAAUAUUUUUGAAUCGAGCAUAUAUGAAGGGAGAUUUAACAGAAAUGUCUAUGUUAGGUUAAACUUAAAUUUUAUAUGGAUAUAUAUUUGAUCUUCUAAGAGGAGCUCAUAUAUCUUUAUUAAGUGUUCUUGGAUCUAUCAUGAUUGUAGGAGCCUUAUUGAAAGUUAUUUUGGAUAAAAAAAAGUUGAGAGAAAAGCUACAAAAAGAAGGACAAAAAUGA